CUAGCACAUUGCGCACUGUUAACAAUCGAAAGAAAGAGAUAGUGCACAACGCACAUCUUCAUUGCAUUACUGCAUCGUAGGCAUUUUUGUACAUCACUUGAAGACAGAAGCGUGUGUUACUUUCGAUUCAAGAGAUAAUCUUUUUGAGAUUGAAGUGGAAAUUAGCAUGUAAACAUUUCCUAUAAAAUAUUUACCUGGGAUAUUUUACAUAUAUUGUUUUGCAAUUGAAAAGGUAUAUGGUUACAUAAAAUGACAUCACCAAAAAUGCACGACCCGUUGUUCCAUUUCGAAACUCAUUUCCCAGAAAGAUUAUCACGACUCCAUUUAAAUCCAGAAUUUUGCCCACAGGUACCGUCAAGGGCUAGCAGACGAUCUCGUGCACAGCGGAAGUGUGGUAGAUACAAGACUCAGCCAAUAACAUUUGACGAAAUUACGGAAGUUGACGAAGAAAACGUCCAAGACGAACCCAAUGAGGACAAUAUUAAGCAAUUGCAGGAAUUUUCGCGUUCAAUGGACGGUUUAGUCAUCAAAACCGCUAAAAAUUCUAGGAGACAUCAUGCAAAAUGUGAUUUAAGUAUACCAGAAGACAGAAAUAACAAUAAAAGGCAAGAAUCAGUGCAAGCAAGAUUGCAAACAGAAAGUUUAAAAGACAACAAAGAAAAUCAUCCAAAAAUGAAAAAUAAUAAUGGCGAACCUAUUGGCCUGCCACCUACUGGUCUAAGUCCAGCACGUGAUCCGCGAAGACAAAAAAUAACCGCAAAGGCAAAACGUCGUCAAAUGAUGGAUGAAUUGCAAAAAGACAACGAUCAAGAAACAUAGUUAUGCAUGUUUUUUUUAAAGGCUAUACUAUGUUAAUAUUGUGGAUAAAUAUUAUUUUUAUACAUAUACUGUGCUUUUGUGUUCGCUAUCAACAAAGUUGUAAAUGUUGCUUUAGAUUAGUGAGGAAAAUGAUUUUAAAAUGCAUCGUGAUGCUUAUUGUUACAUGUCAUAAGUAAUAACUCAACAGACUGGAAAUUGUUUAUAUAAUGUAUAUUAGGAACAAAGACAUUCUUUUGUGAAUUAUAAUUCUGAGACGAACAAUAACUUGUGACAACCCUUAUUUUAAACGGAUGCAUAUUGUGAUAGAAAUACUAUACAAGAACAAAGAAAUGAAAUUAAUGUUAUUACAUAAAAGGAAAGAGUAAUGUAAAAAUGUAUUUUGAAUCAAAUAUUUAUUUUUCUGUCGUCAAACUAAUGAUUACUGACACGUGACACGGACUCUAAUUGUGCAAUAACUAAUUAAGCAUCUGAAAUAUUAAAGUAAAAACAACCUUUA
Molecule: messenger RNA, 1315 nt
Organism: Mytilus trossulus (common blue mussel)
Lineage: Eukaryota; Metazoa; Mollusca; Bivalvia; Mytilida; Mytilidae
Exons: 2
Coding region: 250-819 (189 amino acids)
Source: RefSeq, a predicted model, not a curated record